Messenger RNA from Lolium perenne, 907 nucleotides. RefSeq lists its product as uncharacterized. Lineage: Eukaryota; Viridiplantae; Streptophyta; Magnoliopsida; Poales; Poaceae. The record is from RefSeq and is a predicted model, not a curated record. Gene Ontology annotation, cellular component: chloroplast thylakoid membrane; thylakoid.
UACCAUCAGUGCGUCAGCAGCGAGCUUGAGCUACCGAGAGCCCACCACCCCUCAUCCUCUCCUCCACCGACCGGAGCUCGCCAAAACCUCAGACCCCAACCACGCCGGCGUCCACAGAAAGGAGGUGAGCCGAGGAAGGAGGGAAAGAAGAUGGAGGCCCUCGUCUCCACCGCCCGCGGUGCCGCUCCCCUGUCCUUCGCCAGCGUCCGCCGCCGCCGACUGCCCCAAUCUGUGGCCGUCCGCGACCCGGCACCAGGCUGGCGGUGCCGGUGCGCCAGGCCGGCCGCGCCUGACCCCGUGCCGUCCGAGGAGCCGGCGUCUGCGUCCGGGACCACCGUCGUCGUCGCGGACAAGCCUGCAGAGGAGCCUGAGGUGGGAGCGGUUUCUGAUGGAAGCGGCGGCGCUGUGGAGGCCACGGUGGUGGAUGCGCCGGUGUCUUCACCGGAGGAGGCGCCCGAGGAGAGCGGCGGCGUGGACGACAUACUGGGCAAGUUGGACAUCGAAGUAACACCCACUUAUAUCCUCUUCGGUGGUGGCGCUUUGCUUGCUCUGUUGAUCCUAUCGAAAAUUGUUUCUGCAAUUGAUUCUGUUCCCCUGCUCCCCAAAGUGCUGGAACUCAUAGGAACUGGCUACUCAGUCUGGUUCACCGCAAAGUACCUCCUCUUCAAGGAAAGCAGAGAUGAAUUGUUUGCGAAAUUUGAAGAUCUCAAAGAUAGGAUCAUUUAAGCAGGGGAUGAAUGGUGCUUUAGCAUAUGUUUAGGCUUUACAGCCAGCUCGUAAUUUUAGGCCUUCUUUUCUUUUCAACUAUUACUGAAAAAAAGAAAGAAAAAAGUUGUGUUGUAAGCCGUUUUCUCUCAUCAACUGUAACCACAAAUCUUAAGUUUUCCUAGUAGUGUGCUUGCUCAAA